This is a messenger RNA of Schistocerca gregaria, 5007 nucleotides long. RefSeq names its product plancitoxin-1-like. Gene Ontology annotation, biological process: apoptotic DNA fragmentation. NCBI's taxonomy places the organism in Eukaryota, Metazoa, Arthropoda, Insecta, Orthoptera, Acrididae. Bases 59 to 1243 code for a protein of 394 amino acids. The record is from RefSeq and is a predicted model, not a curated record. Gene Ontology annotation, molecular function: deoxyribonuclease II activity. The transcript has 7 exons.
CGUACUAAUGUCGAUUAAAUACGAAUAGUGGAACGAACUGUCAAAUUUAAAAAAAAUAAUGUUUGUGGUUGACUUGUUUAUUUUUAUUUUAGCAUUGAGUGUGGUGAUGUCAGAUUGUUACCAAGAAUCAGUGCGGUGUGUUGAUGAAGAAAAUAAUGCAGUUGACUGGUACGUCAUUUAUAAGCUGCCAAAGAUAAAAGCUUCAGACAAUGUGUUAAUUAGAAAUGGCCUUGCAUAUCUAUACAUGACAUCCAAUGCAAGCAAAGGGUGGGUUUUAUCCUCAAAAUCAGUCAACAGCACUGAUUCACUGCCUGGCAGGACAAUGAGUCAGCUGUAUGAGUCAUGUUUAAAUCAAAAUAGCAGUCUUCUGUGGUUAAUAUACAAUGAUGAGCCAGUUAAUGGUACUUCAUCUUUAGAUCUAGGACACACAAAAGGAGUUGUUGUGGCAAAUAUGGAUGGUGGAUUUUGGCUCGUUCACAGUGUUCCUAAGUUCCCUAAUGUUCCUUGCACAUCACAGAUGUAUGGGUACCCUGCAACAGGACUUCACUAUGGGCAGAGUUUCUUCUGCAUUAGUAUGGCUGCCAAAUCCCUGGAUAUUGUGGGAGAACAGCUAUUGUACAAUGAACCAGAACUCUACAGUGCACAGAUACCUUUUAAUUUAAAGGAUGUAUAUCCAAAUUUAUCACUCGCAUCUCAGAAAAAAUGGAUAGAAGCUGCACCUUGGUUCCACAUAGCUACACUUACAUCCACAAAAGGAGAUUCCUUUUGGUCUUUUGCAAAAUCACACCACUUUGGGGAAGAUUUGUAUGCAGACCUGGUGGCUCCUAAUCUGAAAUCUGACCUCUUUGUUGAAUCGUGGCAGAAUGGUGAAGGAAAACUUCCAUCGGAGUGCCAGUCAGACUUCAUUGUUGAGAACAUUGCAGCUGUAACAUGCAACACUGGAAAAUCACAAGUGGCUGAAUUCCAUUCAAGUAAGGAUCAUUCAAAGUGGACAGUUACAAGUAACAGCAGCAAUCCAUGGGUCUGCAUUGGUGAUAUAAAUAGAAUGGAGUCUCAAAAGAAGAGAGGGGGUGGCACUGUGUGCACGUCCAACAAAGAUUUAUGGAUUGCUUACAGAAGUACUGUACAAUCUGUUGAUUCCUGCCCAGUGGCAGAAGAUUUUAACAACAAAGCCUCUUACAUGGAGAAACAAGCAACUGUGUAUUUAUUGUUAUUUAUAUUCAUUUAUAACAUCGUGAUAUAAAUGCAAUGAAAUUACUGACAGUAUUAAUAUCAUGAGAUUUGGCCACACAUCUCAUUAAUUAAUAAAAAUUAAUUUCUUACAAAAUUUAAUGCUGUAUUCAAUUAUACAAUGCACUGUGUUGAGAAUUUAUAAUACUUAAAUCACAAGUUGCAGUUUAUUUACAGAUUUGGUACUAAUUCUCACAAACUUUGGAUCACUUCUUCUUUGGUUUCAACAUGAAAUAUAAUAUAACAAGACCAACACCAGCAUAUGUAGCCUUUGCUACCUGAAAACAAAAAGGAAAAGUUAUCAGUUUAGAAUGCCUCACAUGAGUCAUUCCAAUAACAUCCCACAAUUUCUUCUCACAACAAGAGUUAAAUUUGAUGAAAAAGUCAACAUUUAAUUUACAUGUACUAUUUUUCUAAUUAGUCUCCUCCACCUUCUAUGACCUUACAUGAGUAUGUAUUAUUCCAUUUGUAAAAAGCUCUUGCCCCGUGCUCAUUCAAUCACACUUCAGAGAAUCCAUAAGUGGCUCAAGUACAGUGCCAGGUUUGACCUUUAGGGUCGAUUAGGCAAUUUUGUGAUGUGUUCAAGUUCCGAGACUUGUUUGGGAAUAAGAUUUAAUUUGGACCCUUUUCAUACAAAAACUGUUAAUAGGGAUAAAGAUGAAUAUUCAACAAGAGUCAUUGGCUUUGACCAGUGAUGUAGACAACAUGUGACAAAUGCCAUAAACAUGGCAACUAUAACACAAUACCAGUGAUGGUUUUUUUCAAAUGGUCUAAGCUUCAGACCAGGCUAUCACCACAACCAUGAUUUUUUUCUUCUUUCACAUUAACAAAACUGAAGAUAUGCACUGAACGGUAAUAUUGCAGAAACCAUAAACAUUUCAAAUAUUCUUUUCGAUCUGUAAACAGUUUUUGAUUCUGUUUAGAAUCUUUACAUAUGCCACUGACUUCUUGGCUGACCCUUUGGGCAACACUUGAAUGAGAAUGUCAAUAUCCCAAAAGACAGCUGUCAUGACACAGCAGAGGGAGCUGCCUUGUAUUUCUUUGUUUUAGGUGAUUGCGGAUGGUGCCACUCCAAUGACUGCCUUUUUGUUGCUUGCUAAAGGUGAUGCAUACAGGUUUUUUCACCUGUAAUGAUCUGUGACAAAGGCCUCUCCACUGGUCUCAAAGUUCCGAUGUAAGGCUUUUCUCUGAAUAAAGUUCCACAAAUCCGCAGAACAGACCACAUCUUGGGCACACCUUUGAAUACCCAAGAGUUUCAAUCAUUGCACACAGACUUCAAAAUGCUAACUGACUGCUGAGUAAUGCACCAGUCUGCACAAAUAAUGACAUUCACGCGAUUCACCAUAGCUUCGAGCAGUGGCUGUGACACGACAUCAGAAACAUGGCCGAUCGUAAAGCUUAGUUUAUGUGCGUCCUGAUACUGUAAACCUCUUUACCCACUGCACAAUAGCACCCCUAUCACCUACAUCACUACCACACAGUGCACAGAAACAAUUCUGGAUGUUCACCAGGCUGUGCUUUUAUGCAACCAAGAAUUCAAUUACAGCAUGUUGCUUGUACUAAGUGUCUUGCAUCAACAUUUCAAUGUAUCACUACUGCUUUGCCAUCUGUAUGAAUUGUUUUGAAACCUCACAUGUGAAUGAAAAACAAACUUUAAGUAAGUAAAAUAUAUUAACUGUAAUAUAAAUUUGGGCAAUCUUUUCUUGCACAACCCUCAUAUUUAAUGACAAAAUUUCAUCAAUAGUGUUCACAGUACAAAAAUAAUUUUUGCAGGCCAAGGAUGAAAAUGAAUAACCUUUCAGUGGAACAAUCACUGGAAAUACCUGCAUCAAUUCUAUCCAAAAAAAGUGUGUCAAGUAUUGCAGUAGCUGCAAGUCCUGUCCAAUGGAUAACAUUUUAAAAUAAUAAAAAAUAGCACAGGAUGGAAAGCCCUUUAACCCUUUCAUGGGCAAUGAGAAGCUCCAAUCUCAUUCUUGAAAACAUUUUAGAGCUCUGUAGGAAUGCGCCCCCCCCCCCCCCCCCCGCCUCUCUCACACAACUGAUGCAAUCCACCAGAUGCUUAUUUUGCUGUUACUUCUGAGUUGGUUUAUACAGAAACUUAUGGCAAUGGUUUGCUGGAGUUUAGAACCUGUUCCUGAAGUGGAUGCUACUGUAAAUGUAUUUAGAUCAUAAGCUCCAUAAACUGACACCUCUUAAAGAGAUGAAGCAUGGAACAUGCAAGCCUUUUAACCUUUGCAAGGUUUGGUAUUUGUCCAUUUCCACUAAUGGUUACCCUAUUAAUUGUGCAGUUUAAAUUAGGAAAUCUGAAGACUUUUCACUAUGGACAUGUGUUGCACUAAAAUUAUGAUUCAUACAUUCCACAAAAAAUCAAUCAAUUUGUUUCCCCUUGCUGCACUUUUUAAGCAGCGAUAAUUUAUAUACAAUAAUAUUCAUGUAAUUAACACACUUUGAAGUAUUAAAUAUUUUACAACUUCUUAUUUAUGAAACUCAAUAAAAUGAGAUUCCAAUGCCGACUUAAAAACACAGAACUCCUAGCAUUUGCUCAAUUUUUCCAGGUGAAAUUUGAUUCCCUCAGAAAUCUAAACACAUUCAGGAAAUAAAUAUGGUUGAACUGAGUGAUCCUCACUGGGCAUCAUACACUGUCACCAAAUGGCUACAAUCAACACAAUGAACGAACAGCAGCAUACAACAGAGAAGACACACACACUAAGUGCAGUUUAGUCUAACACUAUACAGAGAAGAAACUAGAGUGUCAGGUAUUCUGAGGAUAAUCUUAGAUCACUCUUUUGAGAACAUAUCACAGUAGUUUAACUUAACUGUGAAUGGAAUGAAUUUAUGUUGUGAAGGAUCUGAAUGAAGUCUACAUUUCUAUGACUUGCUGUUUUUAACAGUGACAGUAACUAGAUUCCUUCUUCCAUGGGUAACACUAAGAAUAAUUUAAAUUUAACAAUUUAAUAUUAUAAAGUAAAAUAAAUGUGUGUCCACAAAUUUCACUGUGUAAAAACUUACUUUUCAUUAUUAUACAUCUUAAAUGAUACUGUACAAAUCUUUCAAAUGAACAUUUUGUAUUCAUUAAGAAUCUAAAUGUUACAAAUACAGAUUGAGUACAUGGUAUGUAAAUUUAAGAAAUUUUUAGAAUUGAACCUCAGCUGAAGACAAAUCCACCUUAAGCUUCCUAUAUUGUGCUUAAAGCUGCACACAGAAGAAACAAUGCAGACAAGAUAUUCUCCCAUGAAAGAGCUGGAAAUUUUAUGACUGGUUGUAUUUUCCAGCUUAAAGUUUGCCCACUGCAUUAAAAUUUUUAACAAAAAUUAUCUGAACACUAUCUAGUUUAAGUAAAACUACAGCAGUUAGCCAUGCAAGAGCUAUGGUGCAAGUGUUACCAAGACACACCCCCUCCAUCACAUGUUUAAUAUAGCAGCAGUAGACAUUAGGUAACAAUUUGCAAAGGUCAUCCAAGCCAAAAUUUACUACCACUGCUUAAGACAAUAAUGGUAUGUAAAUAUUCAAUAUGGUGAAACACCUGAAAAUUGAUUCAAAAGAGAAAAUCCCGUUGGGCCAAAAAUCUGUGUGCAAGACAUGAUUUACUGGCAGUGAACAAGAAAAAAUUCUACCUUUUCACUCCUCAGCAAAUAAUGGAAAAUUAUGAAGAAAGAAUGAGUGGAUAUAAGUUAUGAGUUAAGUGGGCAUCAACUAAAAAUAUGGAAGGGAAAUGGAGACCAUGACGUACUGAAUUUGUCCUCGAGACACAUUUGGGUGAUGAAAUUUGUAGUGCAU